Messenger RNA from Penicillium subrubescens, 552 nucleotides. RefSeq lists its product as uncharacterized. Gene Ontology annotation, biological process: positive regulation of mitotic metaphase/anaphase transition. Lineage: Eukaryota; Fungi; Ascomycota; Eurotiomycetes; Eurotiales; Aspergillaceae. Bases 1 to 552 code for a protein of 183 amino acids. The record is from RefSeq and is a predicted model, not a curated record. The transcript has 2 exons. Gene Ontology annotation, cellular component: anaphase-promoting complex.
AUGAGUAAAGACUCCUCCGUAACCCACCUACACAUGCACCAACCCCGACUAGCCGACCUCUUCGAAGAAUUCACAAAACCACACCUGUCCAGCGCCGGAAUCUCCUCCGGCACCCAAAACAAUCUAACACAAUCCUCGACAAACAACCCCAACGCAACAACCUAUGCCUCCUCCCCAUCAACAAUCCCCUCCUUCCUCCCCAUCGAAGACAUCUACCUCCAACCGCAAUACCAGCCGCCCAACCCGGAAGACGAAGACGAUGUCGUCCCGGAUCAACAUGCUGCGUUUGGGAUUGCGCGCGCUAUGGAGCGUAGACAUGAGGCUGUGUGGAGGGAUUUGGGUCUUGAGGCUUUGGUAAAUGGGCAGGGUCAUGGGGGUGGUGCUGCCGCUGUGAAUGGGGGUGUUGGUGCUGGCGGUGCUGGUGCUGGGGCGGGACCUGGGGCGACGUUGAGGGGGAGUGGUGGUGGUGCUGCUUCGGCGGCGUCGGCGGCUGUGAGGGUUAGGAGUGCGGGGAGGAGGAUGGGUGGGCGGAGGACUGUUAGUUUGCGUUGA